AUAACAUUGUUAUAACAAUGGCUUCCGUUGCAGAGCUUCGGUCUAUGUUGACCAUUAAUAUUUUAAACGAAGGAUGUUACAAGGACCUUCCUAUCCGUGCUAUGGAAAGUCUUGAAGGAAAAGACCCCAUACUUCUCGAUGGCAAUUACGCUUCAAGAGAUGAAGCAGUUCUUAAGUGCCUCUUGUUAGGAAGAAAACUUGGAUAUGCCGUGGUGGGUGUUCAAGAUGGUGGCAUGUGUGUUGGUAGCGCCAAGGUGAAAACGUAUAAGAAAUACGGAGUAUCCCAUGAUUGCAGGGGGGAUAGGAAAGGAGGACCGUGGGCCAGUGAAGUAUACCUUAGCUUAACUAACCACAUCACUGAUUUUCUGGCCGGUGUUACCUACGAAUCUAAAGGCUGCUACAAAGACCAAGAAGCGAGAGCUAUUUCUUCUUUAGAAGGAAAAGACGUUCUUCUAAGUGAUAGCUAUACGGAGAGAGAGGAUGCUAUUCAAAAGUGUGCAGUGGCAGCCAUUAUACGAGGAUACAAAACAUUUGGAAUCCAAAAUGGUGGCAUGUGUGUUAGUGGCCCUAACGCGCACCAAACAUAUAGCAAAUACGGUGAAUCAAUGGAUUGUAAAAAUGACGGAGAAGGAGGACCUUGGGCCAAUCAGGUUUACAAUCUUGUGGGAAGGGUGGACGAUAUCUUUGAGAGUGUUCAACGCUUACAUGUUGGAUGCUUCGAUGACAUGCAAGCACAGAGGAUUCCCAGUUUAAUGCAAGAUCCUGUAUUAAACAUUACCAUUACUUCAGAUACGGAUUUUGGUGAAUCAGUUGCAGGUCUUAAGCUUAGUCAACAAGAGAACCGAUUUAACGUGAAGUGUGCAUUAGCGACCUGGAGGAGAGGACAUAAAGCAUAUGUUGUUACUGCUGACGGGCAGUGCGCCAGUGGUCCUGAUACGCACACCAACAUUGUUAAGUUUGGUUAUGGCUUAGAAGAGUGCUCAACCGUACCGGCGAACAAUAAGGCGUACCUUGUUGGUCCUAGUCCGUUUAUCCCACCCUAUGAAGAGUUACAUGUUGAGUAUGAAUCUGUUGGAUGCUAUGAAGACAGAGGAGAACGAGCUAUCGAGAAUGCUGCUUCACUUGAAUACUAUCCGUUUGGUUACUCUAUAUACUACUUCAUGAAAGGAAAUGAAAUCCAGAAGUGCGCAUUAUUUGCAAAGCUGGUUGGGUACAAGGUGUUUGCGAUUCAAAAUGGGGGGGAGUGCCUUACCAGUGCCACGGCCCAUAAAACAUACAGUAAAUAUGGUGAAUCGCAGGUCUGUAAGGGCGAUGGAAAAGGAGGACCCUUUGCCAAUCAAGUGUAUCGUUUAUCUGAGAGAAAAGGAUGAGAGCGUGUGCCAAUGAGCUUUCUAACAGUUUGUGUGGCUCAUCUUUACAAAGAAAAAUGGAAAUUACGUCAUAAUACAUGGCAAUAAAGCUCUUGUUCAAAAAACUUA
Pocillopora damicornis (cauliflower coral) is the source of this 1478-nucleotide messenger RNA. RefSeq lists its product as uncharacterized. The record is from RefSeq and is a predicted model, not a curated record. Lineage: Eukaryota; Metazoa; Cnidaria; Anthozoa; Scleractinia; Pocilloporidae.